Messenger RNA from Laetiporus sulphureus 93-53, 1275 nucleotides. RefSeq names its product A1pp-domain-containing protein. Bases 206 to 862 code for a protein of 218 amino acids. The transcript is spliced from 10 exons. The record is from RefSeq and is a predicted model, not a curated record. NCBI's taxonomy places the organism in Eukaryota, Fungi, Basidiomycota, Agaricomycetes, Polyporales, Laetiporaceae.
ACGCUCUGCCAUCUUGCCGUGCCGCCAUACCCCCGCCCGAUACCCAUUCUCAUUGUAGGCAGACUCAUUCCCAAUCUACGGAGAGAACCACCCGAAAGCUUCCUCUAACACGGGGCUUGAGCUUGAUUUCUCGUCCCUGCGUGGCACGACUACGUAGUCUGUUUGACUCGAACUUGAGCUCAAACUCAACCCCACCCGGGUCGGCAUGCCUGUCGGAUUGUCACAGAUCCCUACCCUACGCGAGCUGUAUAGAGCAUCCGUGCUCAAGCUGCAAGAUGUCUCAAAGCUUCGCCACCAGCCAAGGGGUUCCCUGUUGGACCGUAUAUCCCUCUACCAAGGAGACAUUACGCAGUUGAAAGUAGAUUGCAUUGUGAAUGCAGCAAACAGAAGUCUACUCGGCGGCGGCGGAGUUGACGGAGCGAUCCACGAUGCUGCUGGUCCGGAGCUACUGGAAGAGUGCCGCACCCUCGAUGGCUGUGACACUGGUGAUGCGAAGAUCACGAAAGGAUACGAACUACCUUCGAAAUAUGUAAUCCAUACCGUCGGCCCUGUGUACUCUUUUUCCAAAGCUGACGGGAAGGCUCAACAAUUGGCAUCGUGCUACAAGACGAGCUUGCAAAUCGCAACGGAGAAGUCGCUGAAGCACAUCGCAUUUCCUUCCAUCUCUACUGGUGUAUACGGAUAUCCAAUUGAAGACGCCACUCACAUUGCAUUGAAUACCGUACGAGAGUUUCUAGACUCAUCAGAUGAAGAUAUCCUGGAUCGAGUUAUAUUCGUUGUAUGGAGCAACACUGAUAAGCAUGUCUACGAGGAUCUUCUUUCUCUCUACUUCCCUCCUGAAGCCAAGGAGCAGAAGGAGUAGAGAAUGUUCAAAGUCGGACGUCACGUUGGAAUGUUAAUCAGACAGCAGGCAAAAUAAUUGUAUUGUCUGCGUUCUGCGUUCACAUAGUUGUUGGAGAGGUAUGGCUACGCCUCCCCUCCGCCCCAAGCCUACUCUAUUUCCCCGCAACUCCACUGCGGCGAUCAAACAUCAGAGUUGGAUCCGACUCGGACAUGUACCAUGAUUAGGACCACGCUUCUCGUUCGGACCCAGAGCGGCAAAGGCGGGCCGCUGUGGGCCGUGUGCAACAUAUCCCAGUCUGCGGCUUCUUCUUCUUCUACUGCACUCGUGACCAUUCACUGCCCUAUUCGUUUCUCGACUGGAUGAAUCUUAGGCCUGGUUCGUUACGCUGCCUAAGAAAUAGGCGGCCAUCAUGCCUCGUUCCCCGGCCCUAG